Heteronotia binoei (common prickly gecko) is the source of this 5362-nucleotide messenger RNA. RefSeq names its product death effector domain containing (gene DEDD). The coding region runs from base 1345 to 2301 and encodes 318 amino acids. Gene Ontology annotation, molecular function: protein binding; DNA binding. The transcript has 6 exons. NCBI's taxonomy places the organism in Eukaryota, Metazoa, Chordata, Lepidosauria, Squamata, Gekkonidae. Gene Ontology annotation, cellular component: nucleolus. The record is from RefSeq and is a predicted model, not a curated record. Gene Ontology annotation, biological process: regulation of apoptotic process; apoptotic process; extrinsic apoptotic signaling pathway via death domain receptors.
GGAGUUGCCGGUUGCCCGGAUGUUCCUCUCGCUCUAGCCCCGGCCGAAGCUCGGCCAGAACCGGGGGGGAGAGAAGCUGAUGGCUCCAAUAUGGCUGCCCUGAUGGCCCUCAGGAGAGAGUGAGAGAGGCCUAGACGGCAAAGACCGGAACUGAGCAGGAGGGGGAAGGUGGGGAGGGGGGCUUGAGGUCUGUCUUGGGGAGGAUGUGUGGAAGGAAAGGGGGGCAGAAAGGAGAAGGAGGAGCCCACCCACCCCCGGGUUGACCAGGCCACCCUCUCCUCGCCUACCUGAAGAAGGUGGUGGGGGCACGGAAUCUGAACUGGUGGGGGAAAGGGAAGGCAGAAUACCCUCCCCCGAAAAAGUUAACCAUCUUCCCUUAAGCUUGGUUGAGGAAACUGAGGGGCGCUGGAGGUAGAAUUCAUUAUUACUAGGAGAGGGGAAAGCCACCCCCCCUUCUUUAUAAUUGCUGUCCCUUCUCCCUCCAGCUUGCCCACCACCCAAGGCAGUGAGGUUAACAAAAGGGGAGUCUCCCCUGGGGAGAUAUAAUUGGUGGGGGAGAGGAAAGACUGUUCUCUCUUUAAAAGUUAUCCCCUGUCUUUCCUGUCUGCUUCGUGGAGUGGGUGGGGACUAGCAAACAUAAGGGUCUGGACAGUUUAGGAAAAGAACAAGGGCUAUUAGGGUGGGUGGGUGUUGUUCACCCUGGACCCUUCUUGGGGGAAACAUUAGGGUAGAAGGGCUUGUAAGGAGUGCAGGCAGGGAGGGGAUUGUGGAAUCUGGGCCAAGCCCUAGGAAACCCAGCACUGUGUUUGUGUGGUUUUCCCCACGCUUGUGAUAAUUAAUCUUGUUGGUCUUGAUUUUUUUUUCUUAUUAAGCAGGAGGUAGGGCAAAGGAAGGGGAGAGUAAGGUAGCAGGAGAGGAGGAGGCAUUGCAAGGGCAAAUUUAUAAUUACAAGCUUCUAAAAUGCCGCAUUCUAAAAUCUGCAUAUUCCUCUCAGUGUUUCAAAUAAACAAAGCUAACAUCCCAGUUGUAAGCAUGUUUACUUGGAAGUGAGUCCCACUGUUUUCAGUGGAACUUACACCCUGGUAAGUGUACAUAGGACUGCAGCCUAAGUUUCCCUUGUGACUGAAUGAGAAAAUGAAGAAAAUAGGAGGUAAAGUGAAGUGGGCUAGAGAUUUUGCACGUUCACAUUUGGCCCUCCGGGUGCUGCUGCCUGUGCGAGACUGGAUCUAAGCGUGGCAAACAGGGAGGCUCGGAAGUACAAGAGGAUUUAAGUUCUAGAAGCCAUUCCUGCUCCAAUUCUCAAGGAAGCUGGGUGGCCCAAACUGGACCUGGCAGUCACGCAAGAUGGCUGCCUUGAAACGGAGUCGGAAGCAAGCCUGGCCGGAGGAAGAGGGCGACCGGGAGCACGGCCUCUACAGCUUGCACCGCAUGUUUGACAUCGUGGGCACCCACCUGACCCACCGGGACGUCCGGGUCCUGUCCUUCCUCUUUGUGGACGUGAUCGAUGACUACGAGCGGGGGAUGAUCCGCAGUGGCCGGGACUUUCUGCUGGCUUUGGAAAGGCAGGGCCGCUGCGACGAGACCAACUUCCGCCAGGUGCUGCAGCUGCUGAGGAUCAUCACCCGUCAUGACUUGUUGCCCUAUGUCACUUUGAAGAGGAGGAGGGCUGUGUGUCCUGAUCUCGUAGACAAGUACCUCGAAGAGACUUCCAUUCGCUAUGUGACGCCCCGUGCGCACACGAGUGCGGAACACGCUCCUGCUCACCAACACAAAUCAGUGCCUCCCCACCACCCGCUGGUCUGCUGCUCCUCUUCAGGUCCCCAGAUUUGUACCAAGAGGUCUGGUCGGGGAAGGGCCCUCCUUGGUAGCCAGCGGAAAAGGAGGAAGUCGGUGACGCCAGACCCUAAAGACAAACAGACGUGUGACAUCCGCCUCCGAGUCCGAGCGGAGUAUUGCCAGCAUGAGACAGCCCUGGAGGGGAACGUCUUCUCCAACAAGCAGGACCCUCUUGAGCGGCAAUUUGAGCGCUUUAGCCAGGCCAACACGAUCUUGAAAUCCCGGGACCUGGGCUCGAUCAUCUGUGACAUAAAGUUCUCGGAGCUCACUUACCUCGACGCCUUCUGGCGCGACUACAUCAACGGCUCUCUGCUGGAGGCCCUGAAAGGCGUCUUUAUCACGGACUCGCUCAAGCAAGCAGUGGGCCACGAGGCCAUCAAGCUCCUGGUCAACGUGGAUGAAGAGGAUUACGAGGUGGGCCGCCAGAAACUCCUGAGGAACUUGAUGCUCCAGACGGCUCCUUGAACCCACCCCCUCAACCCUUUUUUUCUCAUCUUUGCCUCUUCUUUGGAAUGGAAUUGGGAUUUUUUUUCCUUUAAAAAAAAGGGGUGUGUGUUCUCUUAAGGAGUCAAAUCCUGAGCAACUGUAAGACCUGCCAAUGUGGAAAUCGAUGCAGUUGAUUUCAUCCCUCCCUCUGGUUGGGAACCAAAAUGGGAGGCAGGAAAAAAUUCUGAGAAGUUGGUCCCAGGCCCCUCUUUACGAGGUCUUUGGAGAGGGCCAUUCUCCACAGGCCGGGAGAGCCUUUUGGGCUUCUUGCCGGAAACUCCCCAGGUCUGUCAUCCUUCCUUUUCACAUUCUCUCUUGUGCUGUCUACUUCUACUACUACUUAUUUUUGGGUUUUUUGUUGGUACUGUCUGUCUCCAAAAAAUUAGACUACCCUUUGGCGCAAUUGGCUAUUGCCCAGAAAAGUCUUUCUGGGUCUUAGCCUGAUCCAGAAGUAAUGAGACUUCAACUUGUCUCUUUAUAUUUAAAAGAAAAAGGAAACCGAACCCAAACGUAGCUGUUCUUGUGAGGGGAGCAUCUUAUGCCAGUAUUUUCUUUCAAAGCUGUGAGUCUGGGGUGGGGGUAGGGUGGCGAUGUGCAGAGAAGGGAAGGCAUUUGGUGUCUUGGACUACGAGAACCAGAAAGAUGCUCUUAAUUUAAACCAAAUCUGUCCUCCCACCUCCACGAUGUAGCACUGUCUUUAAGAUGGCAGCGAGUCCUGCCAGUUGGAUUUAUGAACUGUUAUGCAAUUGAAUAUUUGGGGGGGGGGUUCUCUCUCUGGAAGGAAAUAGCUUGUUCGUGGAAGGCAGGAGGAUCCAUUGUGCAAGAUGGUGAAGAGACCUGACCUCUUUGAAAUCAGCUCUCCCCAGGGGGUGGAUUGUCCUCAUUUGAGAUGAGGACAUUUAUUUGGGGUCCUGCUUCUGAAGCCCCCUCCAAACCCAGCUAGCAACACUAAAUGAAAACAGGCCCCAAGAGUUCCCCCCCCACACCGCCCUCCCCCCGCACCUAGCACUUACCCUUGACCAGGCCUCCUGAGCAAGGAGAGCCGUCCGGCACCUCUCUGAUUCCACUGCGUGUGCCUUUCCCUUGACCAUUUUUUGGUCAGAGGGAGCGUCUGCCUCCAAAGAUGACAGAGAAAGGAAUGCUCCUCGGGGUCUUUUUCCUCUCACCUCCUUGAACCCCUCCUACCCUACCCCCGACCAUCUCAGUUGUUUCAUGCCUUCAAGAGGCAGGUGGGAUUACAGGAGCAGAGGAAGGAAGAGGAACGUGCUGUCUGUGAACGGUCACGCCAGACCAAAGGCAGUAGGGCAAGAAAUCCCAGUCUGGGAGUCCCCACAGCUGCAUCAUCUCAGCCCUUCCUUGCCUUUUUGCUCCCCACCUCGCCUGCUGGGACUCCUUAUCCCAUUUUUGGACCUGGAUUUGGCUCUAGCCUGGCUCUCUGUGAAGGGCUUUAGGAGCAAAUCCCGUAGGAGGCCCGCUUGGGGUGGGAGGAACAAAGGAAAGAGAUGGAUUUUGGUUUCCUGCCUUCCAUUCCAUCGGUGCUGCUGGGUGUCAUGGCCGCUGCCUCUCAUGUUCCUUAAAUGUCAUGAUGCAUUUUCUAAAAAGACUGUUGGAGCUUUCCAAGGAGGAGCGGGGAAGCGUCUCAGGAUAAAUAUCCUCAGCAGAGGGCUUUUGAGGCCGGAGUGGGGAAAGAGAAAAGGAGACAUUGUCCUAGGAAGGGCAGACACGUCGGGGUUGUGAAAGCUCACCGGAGCUGCUGGGCCAUCCGCACAAGUGGCUUUGGAAUUUGGGAGAGCUCGAGGGCACUUUUAUGUUUUGGUAGCACUGAUGAGUUGGGGUUACCACUUCCCUGUCCAAAAAAUUGACACAUCCAUGUCUCCGUAAAACUUCAUGUUGGUACAAUGAGAAUCCUGUUCGUGCUCAGUUCCAGGAGAUAAUCGCUUCAGGCUCCAGUUGCAGGGAGAGAAGGGAGAUGUCGGCACUUGACAAAAAAAAAAAUCACAUGAAGCUAUAAUGGUGGGGAGGGAGCAAGAAUGAGAAUCCAAGUCUAUCUUCAUGUAGGAUUUGUUUGUUUGUUUUUAAAAUCAGCUUUGUUUCUGAAUUUGUUUUCCUGUUUGUCGCCUCUGUGUCUUGCAUUAAUUUGGAUCCCACGAAUCUGGAAGCAGCUGAAGCGGAACUUUGGUUUGGGAGGCUACCCAAGAGAGCUGCUUGGACACGUCUAGCACCUGUGCUAGAUGUGCUGUCUGUGCGCAAAGAUCUUCUGUGGGUCUCUCCACACUCCCUCCCCCCCCCACCCGAGCCUUUUCCCAUUUGGCAUAAAUGGUUGUUUUCUCCUCCUCCUUCCUGGUAAGCAAGCGGGCAAACUCCCAUUUAAAGGUGGGGUUGAAUGGAAUUCCAAUUGUGGGGCCAGUUCAUAUGGUCAGUGAGAAAUAGCUGGCACUUGUUUCCUGGACUGCAGCAUUUUAAGCCCUGCUGGGAGAAGGGAAGAAUCACCGCUUCUCCUUGAAAGGCUCCUUGCAACCCCCCCCCCCCAAAAAAAAGAGGUAGGAGGCGUUUUGGGUAGCUUCCUGUGCUUUGUGAUUCUGCUCUUCUUCCUCUUUGCAGCCACGUUUACUGUAAACCUCCCAGGCCACAGGUUUAUUAUUUUUAUUAAGUCUCCAAAAAUGGACUUAAGACAAAAGUUUCAGGUUACCCACAUCCUUGCCAUGCCAGGCAUUUCUGCACUGCAGCCCGGUUUGGUACAGUCCAGGGAAAGCUGUUGCUGCCAUCGAUGACCACAUAAACAGGGCCCGAGUCCCGACCCGCACCUGGCAGCUCUUAGCGUUCUCAAGAGCGUUUCUGCCGAGCGUGCACCUCCCUCCCGUGUGCACAUGGGCGCGCACACAUACACGCAAUUACUCCCAUCAAUUCUGGCACAAAUUUGUGUAAAAAAAAUAAAUCCAUAGCUUCUCUCUCUCUUUUUUUUUAAGGAACUUCCAGUAUAACUGGUCAUAAUCCCAGUGUAGCUUUGUUUUCUCAAAAUAAAAAAAAAAUCUGCCUUUUA